Sphenostylis stenocarpa is the source of this 1182-nucleotide messenger RNA. NCBI's taxonomy places the organism in Eukaryota, Viridiplantae, Streptophyta, Magnoliopsida, Fabales, Fabaceae. The record is from the annotation of a GenBank genome assembly.
AUGCUUUCUUCAAUUGCAGGAGUUUUGGUCGGUCUAUCCGUGAAGUCCUCCAUUAUGAAUGGACAGCAGUUGGGGGACAAGUCAAGGUCUUCACAUUGUCCUUGGGUCUUUCAAGGUCCAGCAAGUAAAUACACGGUUGCUGGACCGGCUUGGGUUUUUGCAAUGCCUGGUUCCAAACCUCCUCUUCCUUGCACUUGCAUUGCCCGGAAACUUUUCAACUGCAUACGUAGCUUAGUCAAUUGUAGGGAAGAUGAAACAUUAUACGGUUUUAUCAAGACUUAUGGAAACAACGCUAGCAUCAGCGUACUUGGUUCUAGAAUUUAUGGACUUGAGAGAGGACUAGGUACUAAGUGGGUUAAAAGACUUGUAGCUACAAGAGCAGAAGGAAGUAAACAAAACACUUGGAACACUAAAUCAAAAAGUACCAAGCAUGAAAUUUCUAGGGAGAAGAUUUUAACAAGUGCUACUAUGAAUGUAAAUGAAACACAGCUAGAUCAGUUCCCGAAAACUCAGUGGCCUGAAGUACGAGAAAUUGCUCAGUAUAAAAACUUAUCUGACCUACUCACUGUUAUUGUUUUUGAUCUUGAGACUACUGGGUAUAGCAGAGUGAAUGAUCGCGUCAUUGAGAUUGCAGUUCGAGAUCUCCAAGGUGGUGAGGAUAGCACUUUCCAAACUCUUGUAAAUCCUCAAUGCCAUGUUCCUAAUUCACGUAUUCAUGGAAUUGCUACCGAUAUGGUGAACAGACCUGAUGUGCCAAGAAUGGAAGACCUGGUACCCAUCUUGUUACAGUACAUUAAAAGGCGUGAGAAACAUGGAGGAUAUGUAUUAUGGGUUGCACAUAAUGCUCGGACUUUUGAUGCACCUUUCCUCAUUCACGAGUUCAUUCGUUGUUCCAUGGAGAUUCCUCAAAAUUGGCUGUUUUUGGACACCCUUCCUCUGGCACGUGAGCUGAUCAAGUCUGGAAAGAAUCUUUCUUCGGCAUCACUUGUUGCCCUUAGUGAGUUUUACGGAGUUGAAGUGGAUGGAUCAACUCACAGAGCCAUGGUAGAUGUGAACACAUUGUCCCAGAUACUCCCCAUGUUGGCCUCUGAUCUGAAGUUGACUUUAUCCAGCCUUGUAAAAAAAUCUUUCAACUUAUCAGAUUUGAUGAAGGCUACGAAAAGGAAGGGUGGAAUAAUGUAG